Arabis nemorensis is the source of this 405-nucleotide messenger RNA. NCBI's taxonomy places the organism in Eukaryota, Viridiplantae, Streptophyta, Magnoliopsida, Brassicales, Brassicaceae. The record is from the annotation of a GenBank genome assembly.
AUGAGAAAUUAUUAUGAAGAUGAAGAAGGCUUAUACGCAUCCAACCCCUAUAAAUCCAAGUGUCAAAAACCAAGCCAGAGUUGGUUCGAUGAGGAGGCUGACUAUAAAGCACCACCAUGGCCUGGAGAUGAGUACUCAAACUCUAAUUUCGAAGAUGAAGCAGACCAUUACAAAGGCGUCACUAACCAUCAGACUUGGAACAAAAGAGAAGGAGAAACUCACCAUUUUCUAGCUGCACCAAUAAGGAGAACACCACAGAGAACUGAAGCGUGGGAACAACAAGGGUAUGAGUUCUAUGGACGAAAAGAUGCCAAAGCUUAUUUCAAGUGGCAAGAACUGAUGGAAGAAUUAUUUGUUUCCUACAAUUACACGGAUCAAAGGAAGUUCACUACCGCGAUUCAAUAG